CCAUCCGUCUGUGUGUGUCUGUGGGAUGGGGCACCACAGCUCUCAGUGCAGCGCCUCGCCGCCCUCAGUAUAUGAACUUCCUACAUCCACAGAAAUCUCCCCUCUUUUAGUUCGCAGCCGUUUCCCUUCAUGCCAUCCCGCAGGCCGUGCAGCAGAGCCCGUCCUGUUCCUUCUUACACCGCUGCCGGGCUGCCCGUGUCCCAGUGCCGCCAUGCUUUCCUCCGGUGUGCGCGCGGCGCGGUGUCCCCGGGCGGUUUGCGCCGUUCGUCUCUCACGUCUCGGCGGCUCUGCACCUUUGUGCCCCGCCGCCAUCUUCCUGCGGGCGGUGCUCGCUGACCGCUUUCACAAGGAUCUCUGUGGGCCAGAAAUGACACGGGAGGAGCUCUUUGGCUCACCAAGGCCCGGUUUUUGCCUGAUUUUGUGCGAGUUUUUCCUCAUCUUUCCUUUUUUUUUUUUUUUAACCCCUUCGGGCCGAGUGGGGGUGAGGGAGGCGCGCUUCUGAGGCAGGACUACAUUUCCCAGCGUGCACCGGCGAGGCGGGCUACGCGUUCUCUUGCGGUUGCACGCCGGGAAAUGCAGUUCCGCAGCCAGGUCAGUGGGGUAACCUCUUCCUAUUGGACAGAGCCUGCCAAUCAAUGACGAGUUGGCUCCUCCCUCCUCUCCGAUUGGUCAGAGGAGGGGAGAGCUGAAGAGAAAAGCCCUCCCCCUCCCCGCGCCGCUCCGAGGCGGCUUCUGAUUGGCGGAGAGGCGGUUUGGCGCCAGCGACGGGUGGCGGCCGGGGUCAAAGCGGCGCGGGCGGCGCUGACAGGAGGACGGCGGCGCUCGGUUCGCUUCGGCGCAGCUCGGCCCCAUGGAUCCCGCACCGGCCGCCUCCCGCCGCCGCCUCCCGCACCUCUCUCCGGCUUCCCCCGCCGCCGUGGUCAAGUCUCUGUUUCCCGCCGAGCUCUCGCCGGUCUCGGAUCUUCGCCUCACCAUGGAGCAGCUGGGACACGGUCAGCGUGAAAAUACUGAACAAGACCUGGGAAACAAGAGUGGCAAUGGUUUGCAAAGAACUGUGUCCUCAGAAUCAACAGAUUCAGGUUGUGCCUUGGAUUCUCCUGGCACUCCGACCCCCAGCGACAUCAGAGAGGAAACAUUUGAGAAGGCAAUUCUUGCAUCUAGCAGACUGAACCUUCGACUGCCUCUCAGAAGAAUACAUUCGCUGCCGCAAAGACUCCUGGGCUCCAGUCCUGCUCUGAAGAGAAGCCAUUCGGAUUCCAUGGAUUGUAAUGCUUUUCAGCUCCUAGAACAGAAUGAGAAUAAGGAGAAUGAAUCAUUUGAGUUUAAGAAGCCAGCCAAGCCAGCUUCUCGGAGUUCUGUACACAUCCACUCCCACGAUGGGAAAAGUGUUCUUGGCCAAAGGCAGAACUCAGCCCUGGCUCAGGGAUUUCCCACUCAAGAAAUGUCCACUGGUGAACUAGAAAACUACAGGCCAGCUUUCCUGCAGCAGCCUUCUCUGACUUCCUCUGAAAGCGAAGAUGAUGAUGGAUUCCUGGAGCUCUUAGACGAGCAAGAUCUGAAAAAUGAUGAGGAGAUGCCAUCUGACGUGGCGAGCCUCUGGACUGCGCCGCUGGUCAGCAGGAGGCCGGACAGUCGGGCCAGGCGAUGCCGCCUCUUUGGCUCUUCGUCUCUGCCCAGCGUUGUAGGCAGAACCACCCAGAAAAGAAUGGAGAGGUCCCAAGAGGAGAGUUCUCCAGGGAAAAGCAAGAAGAGGAAAAGCCUGCCUGGAGCACAGUCUGAAGACUCAGCGAGCACAAAAAUAGUAAAGACACAAUCCUCUGCAGCAGAAAUCGAGAGCAUUUUGGCCAGUGACCAGAGGGACCUUAUUGGUGACUUCUCAAAGGGUUAUUUGUUCCACACUGUUGACGGGAAGCAUCAAGAUUUAAAAUACAUUGACUCAGAAAUGAUUGUGUCUGUCCUGACUGGGAAGUUUGCAAGCUUCAUUAAGCAGUGUGUGAUCAUCGACUGCCGCUAUCCGUACGAGUACGAAGGAGGACACAUCAAGGGUGCUGUAAACCUCCACAUGGAGGAGGAUGUGGAAGAUUUCCUGCUUAAGAACCCCAUCCCUCCCUCAAAGAACAAACGGGUGAUCGUCGUCUUCCACUGCGAGUUCUCCUCGGAGCGGGGGCCCAGGAUGUGCCGCUUUGUGAGGGAGCGGGACAGGCUGGGGAAUGAGUAUCCCAACCUGCAUUACCCAGAGCUGUAUGUCCUCAAGGGGGGGUACAGGGACUUCUUCCUGCGGUGCCGGAGUUUCUGUGAGCCCCAGAGCUACCGGCCCAUGCACCACGAGGACUUUAAAGAAGACUUGAAAAGAUUUCGCACCAAGAGCCGAACCUGGGCCGGCGAGAGGAGCAAACGGGAGCUGUACAGUCGCUUGAAGAAACUCUGAGGGCCAAAAAAGUGAACAAAGACUGCACCCCAUGGCGGGGGGGAAAGCUGCAGCCUGCUCCUGCUGGUGGUUAUCUGGUGUUUGCUCUCCUCAACUCUUGUCCUAUUGGGAAUGCUGCGGUCACCACUGGAACUGAGCAACCUGGGUGCUGGCUGGGAGCUGGCUUUGGGGCAGGGUGCUGCUCCGUGGGAACGACUUUGCACAUCACCACAUCCCCCAACUCGUGGAGGAGGCUGCGGUGCCGUGUGUGUGGGGCAUGGCUGGUGUGAGCAGUGAGGGUCUUUUAGUGCUGGUAGCUUUUAAAUGCCUUGUUUUAAUUUAAAUACAGUCCACCGAAGCUUAACGGUGCUGCAGUUGAAUCAUCUGGGUUGUGCUGGAGGUUUGGUUCUGCUGUGGGGGGUGGGGGUGGGGUUCAUUCUUUCUCUCAGCUUUGAUUGUUUUGGUGAGGUGAGGAACUGGGGCUUUCUUUACAGGUGGGUCUUCCAUGUGGCUGAGCUCCCACAUGGUGCUGUAGGAGCCCUCCAGACAAAACCCUGUGGGAAAUGGUGUCUUUUGUGUCGAUAUCAUGUUCUCCUCGUUUACUGAAUUGCUUUAUUUCAUAACAAUUUGAAUGUAGCUGCUGCUCUGAGGACGGUGGUGCUUCAGAGUGGGCAGUUUCUGGGACCUGAUGUUGGUUCUGAUGGGAUGGCGUGGGGCGGCUCAGGAGGGCUGGGGGCCCAUGCUGUGUUCCUGUGGCUGCUGGGCUUUUUGUUGUGAGAUCUCUGAAGGAAGCCCAUGGAUCCAUCAGUGUGCCUCUGCGCUGCUCUGCAGCCGCCCCUGCUGCAUUUGCCUUCAGCCGCCUCUCAAGCAGCGAAGCCUCUCCUGCUGGGAAAUGGGAAUCCUUCUGCAGGGAAGAGGAGUUCUGCAGCCAGCACUGCCUGUAGCAGGGCGCUCCAUCACCCACCUGGAACAGGACUCACAGUUCCACAGAGCAGCAGGGCCAGUGCUAAAGCUAAAAAUGGUGCUGCUGCUGCUGCUUGUGUCACGUAGGACCCCAAACAACCUCAGUGACAGCAGGGCAGGGCUGCUGCUUUGCUAUGGCACUGCUGUGCUGCGUGGAGCUCAUCCUUUGUGCCCACAUAGUGCUGCUGGAGCGUGGCCUGGCAGCUGUGCUCCUCCCAUUGCAGACAUCUGCACAGCUCAGCCUGCUCUGCGGGAGCCCCUUUCCUGUGCCCUUCAGCAAAAAAAAAAAAAAAAAAAGGAAAUGGUGUCUUAGGUGGAAUUCUGACCUUAUUUUGUGGUUUGUUUUUUUUUAAAACUAUUUUUUAAGUUGCUGUUCAUCCCUGGAGAACAGAGAGGGCAGAUUGAACUCUUAACUUUCUCAUUUUAAAAUAAAAACACCACCAACUCAGCUUUGAGAAGGCAGCACCAUCAGCUGGGUUGUAUGGCAGCAGCCGGUGCUGUGGGAUUGCUGUGUGCUGGGCAACGUGGGUCCGACGUUACAGCUGUCAUAGCUGCUGUCUCAGUGCCACUGCAACCCAAUCGUCCCUUUGUGUGAACUUUUGCAAAAAGAAAAAGCAGCAGCUGGCAGCUGUGUUUGAGGGGCGAUGCUCUUUUCUGCCAUCACUUCUUGGCUGUUCUAUGGGCUAAAAGCGUUCUGCUUCUGUCGUGCCUGCAGUCGCGCUUUGUGUGAAUGUCUCUACCUCGGCUGCUGCCGAGCUGCCUGCCAUGCAGGAGCUCACUGUGGGGCGGUGUUGCUCCUCCCAUCCUCCUGCCCAGAUAGAAGUGUGGUCCUGCCUUUGUCCCCGCUGUGUUGUGUGUACUGGGAGUCCUGGGGCUGUGGAGGAGAAAGCUGUGUGUCCGGAUGGGCUCUGUGCUACGUCAGCCUGCAGCUGUAACAGACAUCUGCCGGUGCAGGGAAUAAAGUCCUUAAACUCUGA
Molecule: messenger RNA, 4347 nt
Organism: Phasianus colchicus (ring-necked pheasant)
Lineage: Eukaryota; Metazoa; Chordata; Aves; Galliformes; Phasianidae
Gene: CDC25A
Product: cell division cycle 25A
Biological process (GO): G2/M transition of mitotic cell cycle; positive regulation of G2/M transition of mitotic cell cycle; positive regulation of G2/MI transition of meiotic cell cycle
Cellular component (GO): cytoplasm; nucleus
Molecular function (GO): protein tyrosine phosphatase activity
Source: RefSeq, a predicted model, not a curated record